Messenger RNA from Cuscuta epithymum, 528 nucleotides. NCBI's taxonomy places the organism in Eukaryota, Viridiplantae, Streptophyta, Magnoliopsida, Solanales, Convolvulaceae. The record is from the annotation of a GenBank genome assembly.
CGGACAGAUCCUCUUAAAUAAGGCCUUAUUUGACAUUUUUUUUGUUUAAUACAUGGCCUUAUUUGCCUCUUUUCUCAUGAAGAUGAAAGGUUUGGGCCGCCCCAGGCGACAUCUUCAACCAUUGAAUCUCUACACUCUACAGAGAGUGAUGAUCACUCCAGCUCAUUUGACCAGCGACUCGACCUGCACCAUCUGCAAGGACGAGUUUGAGGUUGGUGAUGAAGUGAGGGAGUUGCCUUGCAAGCAUUUCUACCAUUCUCUCUGCAUUCUCCCCUGGCUUCGAAUCCACAACACCUGUCUUGUUUGUCGAUGUGUUCUGCAGAGCUCCCCAGCCCAUAUUGACAAAGAAGAUAGUCAUCCUUCUAUUACAAAUCCUUUACACCGCGAAGCGGAAGAAGAUUGCGAAGAUGCUGCUGAGGAGUGAGGAGUGAGGACCUUAUUAACUCUAUUGUUCGGUUUUGGAAUUGGAUUUGGUCUUUGUUAAAGUCUCACGUCCGAUAUUUUUGAAACGAUUAAACACUAUAUUAA